AUGAGCCAAAGUUUUGAUAGUUUAAUGCACGGCAGAGGAGGUGGAGGAGAGAGAGAUAGUGUCUUUGAUGGCUAUUCAGGCUAUCCGGACCGUCAGUCCUCCGAGGAUGUGCCGGAGUCUACAACAACAACCACAGCAACGAAUACAACAACAACAACAGCCGGCGAAGAAGGCAACGCUGGAUCAGAUGCCGUUGCGGGGCGGGAUGAUGAUUUCAUCGAGGACAACAAUUUUGAAUCGAAUUUGCGACGUCGCAAAGGCAAAAUAAUAUCCUGUGCCAAGGAGACCAUUGAGAACGCUUCCCGCCAACUACGCCGCAAAGUGCCCUACGCUGGACAUUUGAUGACGCCGCGUCGCCUUUGGCUGAACAAAAUACCCACACAAUGCGACGUGGUUAUCGAAUUUCCCGAGGAUGCACCGGAUGAGGCACUGCGCUGGCUACUCGCCCGCAUCCGCUCCCAGCCGCCAGCUGGACUGGGGCUCCUAGUCCAGGUAAAGGCACACGAGAGCUCCAGACGAAAUGCCUUUUAUGUGAGCGCACCUGUUAAUAUCCUUUUCAGGGCGGCGGAGGAGGCACGUCUGCCGAAACGUUUACGUCCGGACUUGGGAGGCGCAUUGCGUGAAUUUACAACCCGCGAGAGUCACUGCUUUCAACAGCUGAGGGGAGAUGUGGGAAGCACGGCAUUGUUCACAUCGCAGGAGCGUCAGUGGCUUGUGUUGCAGGUGCUGCAAGGACUGCGCGCCGGUUGCAGUGAUAUCGAUGCGUUGCAAGGUCGCGCUUCAGUGGCUGAAGGUCAAAGCAUUGUUGCCGCUUGGCAGGAGUCGGGACUGAUCACACAGGUCUUUCCACUGCACGAGUCCUGCUCCCUGACACAGCUCCAGACACAUUGGGUGAAGCAGAUCUUUGCCCCGCAACCCUUGGAUGACAUUGCCGCUUAUUUUGGUGUGAAGGUGGCACUUUACUUUGCCUGGUUGGGACACUACACAUGUGCUCUGGGUGUGCCCGCUGUUUUUGGCACCAUACUCUACUGCAUACUGUGGGGCAAAGGUCAAACUGCACAGGAUAUGGGCCAUGUGCUCUUCUCACUCUUCAAUGUAGCCUGGGCAUCGUUGUAUCUGGAGGCCUGGAAACGAUACUCCGUGGAGUUGGCCUUUCGAUGGGGCACGUUGUCAACGCCCCCCGAGCUACUCGAACCGCCUCGGCCGCUCUACAAGGGUCCCUUGGAGGAGAACAAUGUGACGGGUCGACUGGAGCCGAAGGAGGCGCCUGCCUGGCAACGUCGCGCCUUUCGCUAUUUGGUCAGCUUUCCUGUGAUUGGACUCUGCCUUUGCCUGGUCUUUGCCGUAAUGUUUCUCAUGCUGCGUUUCCAGGAUUGGUGGGCCAAGCUGCCGGAGGAGAGUGUCCUGUGCUGUCUCAGUGUGAUACUGAAGGUUUUGCUGGCUGGUGCCAUUACCCUGAUGGAUGAGGCCUACUUUAAGCUGGCCGUGUGGCUCAACGAUCGCGAGAAUUAUCGCCUUCAAUCGAAGUACGAGAAUCAUUUGAUAGCCAAGGUGGCGCUCUUUCAAUUUGUCAAUUCAUUUCUGUCCCUAUUCUACAUCGCAUUUUAUCUGCGCGAUGAGGAAAAGCUGAAGGAGGUUGCUGGUCUGCUUAUCUCUCGCCAAAUUAUUGGCAAUUUACGAGAAUCGGCCAUUCCUUAUUCUGAGCAAUGGAAGUUGGCUAAGCUGAGUUUAUAUGUGGGUGCCUUAAGUCCCACACAGAACGUUAAUCGCAGUCUUGCCGAGGAACUUGCAACCGCCGAAGAGAAACUAAAGGCGAGGCAGCUGCCGCCGGUAAAACAGGAGCAGCAACAGCAGGCUUCAAGUAAACGCAAUAGACAGGCUGAGAUUGAGAGCUCUUUGUACAAAUACGACGGUACUUUCUCGGAUCUUGAGAUGCUUGUUCAGAUGGGUUAUGUCGUACUCUUUUCGGCUGCCUUCUUGGCUGGUAUCUGUGCUUUGAUAAACAACCUGAUGGAAAUACGCUCGGAUGCCUUCAAGUUGGCUCAUGUGCAUCAGCGUCCGUUUGGACAGCGUGUGGCUAACAUUGGCACCUGGCAGAAUGCACUCAGCAUUUUGUCUCUAGCCGCGGUUAUUGUUAACUGUGCACUGAUUGGUUUGUCCGGCCAGGUGUCCCGGCUGUGGCCUGGCCUGACCACCGCACAGACCAUAAUAUUGAUUGUCACACUAGAGCACAUCAUGCUGGGACUGCGUCAGGCUCUUACCUGGCUGUUGCCGGAGCUGCCCUCCUGGUUGGCAGCGGAGAUUGCACGUGCCGAGCAUUGUCGUCGUGAGAUGCAGUAAGGCACCUCACCACGACCCACACCACCGACGCCGCCGUCAACCACAUCCACACAACCGGAGCAGGAUUGCACGGGCGGCAACACAACGCACGAUCAAUCCAUGGAGAGUCAGCUGGCAGAGGAUAUGCUGCUCUAUGGACCUGAAAUGGCCGCUGCACGCUUUGGCCGCAGCAUUGAGGCGGAUGUCAACAUUUACGAGAAUCGCGUCUCGCCGGACUCACCUCCAUCGCAGACUAGCACAAUACUCAUAAGACCCUUGCACGAAUCCACGCCGCCGCGAGGCGCCUCACUCAGCAGUUUGCACCAAGAUGGCAACGGCGGGUAAGCAACUGAUGAGAUUGUAGAAAAGUCGCAAAUCUUCAUACCGGAUAUACCACCAUUUCUUGGAUAUUCGGUACGCAAUUUGAGCGCUCUGCCGAUACAGAGUCAAAGAGUAAAACAACAACAGCUGCUCAUCGGCGCUUCAGCCAGCACGCUAGCUCUGAACUCUGCUGCUGCCAGCUUUGCUCCGCGCCUGCAAUCGAUGCAGAUUCAAGAGAUUCCUCCAUUCCGUAAGAAAUCUAGUGAUUCGGCUGAUCACACUGGCAGCAGUACCAGCAGCAGUCCACAGCGUGCCUCGAUGCGGCAGCUGCAACUACAACAACUACAGCAACCACAACUACAACAACAACAGACGUCGAAGAUAUCGGAGAUUCCGCCGUACAGCAAGACGCGUAAAAUCUCCGCCGAGAGCGCAUCUCACUUUCCAAUGAGCGAUAAACUACACAUAAAACUUCACGCACCUGAAUGGAUGUCCCGUUUAAAAGUCAACGACAAUCCGAACCUGCAUAGAAGCAUAGAUUGCAUUGCCAAGGAACUCACAAGCAAUGUCGACAACACGGAUAUCCUAAAACCUGCGCCAUCCUGGAGCAAUGUGGCAUUGAAGACCGGCGCAUCUGGCAGCAUGCUAGCCACGCCUCCCGCCUCCCAGCAACAGCAGCAAUUGUGGCAUCAUCGUCUUCAUCUUCGUGGCGGCGGCAGCGUGUUUAGUCCCAGUGGCAUCGGGCCUGGCGCCUCCAGCAUCAUCAGUAAUUCUCAGUCACGACCCAGUGGCGCUCUAUCAAAUUCCUCAUCGAGCUCAUCACAGAAGCAGCAGCAAAAGCAGGCGAAAGAAGAGCGAGAGAAGGAAAAGGAAGAGAAGGAAAAAGAGAAGGAAAAAGAGAAGGAAAAAGAGAAGGAAAAGGAGAAGGAAAAGGAGAAGGAAAAAGAGAGGGAAAAGGAACUGGAACAGGCAGCUGCUUCCACUGCAUCCACAUCUGCGGGGAAUACUGAUGAUGAGGCUAAAGCAUGGAAUUACGCCAAGAAAUCGCGACUAAAGCAAAAACUGGUCAAGAGUGCGCGCUCUGUGGCGAUUUUUUCCCUCAAGCUGAAGGAGCGUCGACAGCGUGAGGCGGAAAAGGCAGCAACGAUUGCGGUGGAGCAUGCCAAGGUAUCAAUACUGUUGCCAGUGCCUCAGGCUGUGGGCGGCGAACUGUCAUUAAUUCCCAUCGAGCAACUAAUACAAAUUGAGGAUAUCAAACCUGCGAUCACCUCAACGACAACAACGAGUUCAUCCUCCACACAAGCAGGUUCUUCUAUGCAUUAUCAUCAACAUCAUCAUCAACAGCAGCAGCAGCAGCAGCCGCAGCAGCCGCAGCAGCAUCAGCAUCAUCCUUAUCCACACACAGACAACUAAGCUUAACUUUAAUCAAACUAAGUCCAA
Drosophila innubila is the source of this 4080-nucleotide messenger RNA. RefSeq lists its product as uncharacterized. Gene Ontology annotation, molecular function: chloride channel activity. Gene Ontology annotation, biological process: chloride transmembrane transport. Lineage: Eukaryota; Metazoa; Arthropoda; Insecta; Diptera; Drosophilidae. Gene Ontology annotation, cellular component: plasma membrane. The record is from RefSeq and is a predicted model, not a curated record.